Molecule: messenger RNA, 899 nt
Organism: Tribolium madens (black flour beetle)
Lineage: Eukaryota; Metazoa; Arthropoda; Insecta; Coleoptera; Tenebrionidae
Product: transmembrane protein 199
Exons: 2
Coding region: 1-804 (267 amino acids)
Biological process (GO): vacuolar proton-transporting V-type ATPase complex assembly
Cellular component (GO): endomembrane system
Source: RefSeq, a predicted model, not a curated record
AUGAAUACUGGACCAAUAACCAACCCUUCUAUUCAUAUAAAACCAUCAAAAUCACUCUGUGAUUACAUAAACACGAUAAAAGUGUCUCCUGAUAUUCCAUUAGGUGUAGCUAACAUUCUGUAUAAAAACAAAGUGAAGCAAGAUGUAAAAAGUAAACCAGCAGAUUUCAAGUAUUUGUUAACCGGAGAAGACCGUCAGUUUAUCAAAUCGCUAAAACUCGAUUCUAAAAUUGACAUUACAAAGUUGCCUUUAUCUGAAGAAGCAAUAAUUUUGAAGAAUGAUAAACUCUUAAAUUUGCAAGACUUGCAUUGGUUGUACAAUUACAUUCAGAAAGAUAAUGAGGGUAAAACAGACAAGAAAUACCUUCAUGCACUUCUUGAAGGUUCAGAAAUUGUUUUACCCAAAAAUAGCGAAAUACCUCGCAAUGCUGAACUAGAAAAACGCUGUGAACGUUUGAGAGCCUCCCAACAGAACAAAGCUUACAACAACAUGACUAAAAAUGUUGACAACAUCCGGAGGAAACAUCCAGAAGACACAAUUUCAUACCAAAUGAAACAAAUGAAUCGCCACUUAAUUGCGAUUGGUCAGUUUAUUAUCUCAGUUCUUGCCGGUUUCGCUUUUGGUUUCAUUGGUUUGGAGUUGCUGUUAGGGAGUCUAGAUUUUGGAUUUAGGCUCCUUUUAGGCAUUAUUUGCGCUCUAACUAUUGCACUCGCCGAAUUGUACUUUUUAGCGAAGAAACUCAAUGAAGAUUUGAAGUUUGAAACUGUCACCGAAACGAAGAAAAAAGGGACUAAAUUGGAUUAGGGGACAUUAUUGUGAUACAAAAACUUGUUUUAUUAUGAUGGAAUAUAUAAUUGUCUAUUUGAAAUCUUUUGUUCAAUAAAUUUGGUUGUAAACUA